Messenger RNA from Apis cerana (Asiatic honeybee), 1792 nucleotides. It is a transcript of the gene Amt, whose product is annotated as Ammonium transporter. Gene Ontology annotation, cellular component: plasma membrane. Gene Ontology annotation, biological process: ammonium transmembrane transport; ammonium homeostasis. The record is from RefSeq and is a predicted model, not a curated record. Gene Ontology annotation, molecular function: ammonium channel activity. Lineage: Eukaryota; Metazoa; Arthropoda; Insecta; Hymenoptera; Apidae.
GUUUUUCUCUGAAGUACUGCUUUCUGGUUAUUCAAGUAGAAAAUCACCUAGUUAAUGCUUUUCUUUUGAUGAAGGAAGUUGAAAAAAAAUGGAAAUAGGAAACAAUGAAACGAAUAUUACAAAUUCUUCGAUUACAGAAACAUACUUUGUUUCUGCUUAUAAUUUGAAUCAAGAAGAUAGUAAUUGGAUUAUAACAAAUUCAUUCAUAAUUUUUACCAUGCAAACGGGUUUCGGUAUGUUAGAAUCUGGAUGUGUUUCUUUAAAAAAUGAAGUUAACAUUAUGAUGAAGAAUGUUGUCGAUAUAGUACUUGGCGGUUUAACUUAUUGGGCUUUUGGUUUUGCAAUGAGUUUUGGAACAGAUAAAUUAAAUAAUCCUUUUAUCGGUAUGGGCGAAUUUUUAAUAGAUCCUUCUUUAGAAGAUGAAUUUAUGGGUCCGAAAUGUGCGGCAUUUUUAUUCCAAUUAAGCUUUGCAACCACUUCAACAACUAUCGUUAGCGGUGCUAUGGCUGAACGAUGUAAUUUUAAAGCAUAUUGUUUAUUUUCUUUCUUAAAUACAAUUGUAUAUUGUGUACCAGCUGGAUGGAUAUGGGGUGAUCAGGGUUUUUUAAAAAAAUUGGGUGCCGUUGAUAUUGCUGGUUCAGGGGCAGUGCAUCUUGUUGGUGGUAGUUCUGCACUUGCAUGUGCCAUAAUGUUGGGACCGAGAUUAGGCAGAUAUGAUAAUGGAAUUGAUCCAUUGCCUCUUGGAUGUCCAGUUAAUGCUAUUAUGGGCUUAUUUGUACUUUGGUGGGGUUGGUUAGCUUUCAACAGUGGUAGCACAUAUGGUGUCAGUGGACAACGAUGGCAAUAUGCUGCUAGAGCAGCAAUUUCUACGAUGUUAGCAAGUAUGGGUGGUGGUUUAGUUGGUUUAGGUUUUAGCCUAAAUGGUCCAGAUAGAAUUGAUAUUUUAAGUCAAAUAAAUGGCAUUCUUGGUUCAUUAGUUGCAAUCACAGGUGGUUGUUUCCUUUUUAGAGCAUGGGAAUCUAUAAUUGUUGGAAUGAUUGGUGCCUUUAUUACAUGUUUUACUAUGCCCCUAUUAGAUAAAAUGCACAUUGAUGAUCCUGUUGGAGCUAGUGCUACACAUGGUUUUAAUUUUUUUUUCUUAAUUUUAUUAAUAAAUAUUUUGAACAUUUCUUAUUUUAUUAAUCACUCUUCUUUUGAUAUAGGUGCAAGUGGAAUUUGGGGUAUUAUUGCUAUUGGCUUAUUUGCAGACAAUCCAUAUCCCCUUAAUACUACCAACGGAAGAAAAGGAUUAUUAAAAGGAGGAGGAGGAUAUUUGUUAGGUAUACAAUGUUUAACAGUUGUAUGCUUAGCAUUUUGGAGUUUUAUCGUAUCUACUAUUUUGUUAUGGUUCAUAAAUAAAAUUAUACCAAUUAGAAUGAGUAUUCAUGAUGAGCUUUUAGGUGCAGAUUUAGUAGAGCAUCGAAUACGACAUUCACAGAUUGGAAUAAGUAGAGCCAUGUCUGCUCUUCGAAUUUUAGAAAAACAUGAAUUAACAAAUGUUCAUCCUAUGGGAAUUAAUCCAGGUCAUGAUACAUAUAUUAAAAAAUAUAAUCGUAAAAAUCGUUUUAAUUAUGGAAAACAAUUUUUUCUUGAAAAAAAAUUAUCAAAGAAUUCUCAAUUGAAUACAAUUACCGAUACUAUACUGACGGAUAAAAACAAGCCAAAUUUCGCUUGGAUAGAUUAGAAUAUUCUUCAAGAUUGUAGUAAUUGUAAAUUUAUUAGAAAUGUAUAAAUAUAUUCAUACACGCUUUUU